UGCACUCAGAUGAAGUUGUUUUUGGAGAAGAUAACAAGCUCAGGGGGCCGAGUUGGGAGAUUGGUAUGGUGUACUGAGAGCGCACAGAGCGUGCUAGAGACACCGCUGUGCCUGCCGUACACACGAGCAGGAGCCAUCCCCCAUAUCGUCCAGUCCGUGUACCAGGACCUCAGCCCCCGACCCACAGCCGCCAUGCUGACCCUUCCUUCUCUGUACGAGCUUCCUGGUUCAGCGGUUCUGAAGGAAUACGAUUAUGGAAUACACAACUUCCUCAACAUGAAGGACCAGUUUCUCUACCUGUCCAUCCAAGACCCCCACUGCCCCCCUCGUAGUGGAUUUAACGAGGAGAAGAGUACCUCAGUGUGGACCAAUGGCGGAAGAAUGAAGGUGUCGGUGGCUGGAUACAUGGAGUUUGUGAGGGCGUCUCGACCAAACGUCUUUGAGAGUCUGUGUGACAGUGUGUCCUCACAGACAAACAAACUGAAGAGAGUGAGAAAAUCGGUCGACCGAACGCUGAGGUUUCUGGACCAGACCUUGGCUAUGAGACAGAACUGUCAGGUGUUGGAAGAGUGUGGGUUACUGGGGGCAGUGGUUGGAGGAGAUGUGUAUGAAGAGAGAGUCAGAUCUGCCACAGAGACUGUCAAAAGACCAGUGGAUGGUUUCGUCAUAGAGGGGUUUGACUUGGAGCACAGCCAUGAGUGUUACCAGUCAAUUCUCCAGUCGGCCACCAGUGUUCUGCCUCAGUCUAGUCCAAGAUUCAUUCAUGGAGUCUACUCACCAGGUAAAGCUCAUGCAUGAUUACUCUUGAAAUCGUCUCUGAUUUUAGCACUCCAUGCACACUGACUGCCUGCAUUCACCAAACUUUUACACGCAUUGUGAGUCAAUGCUAUACAGUUAAUUGUAUAUACCUGCUGGUGGUUGAUUUUCUCCUCAUGUCUCCAGGGGAUAUUUUGACAGCAGUCGAGAGUGGUGUUGACGUGUUCGACAGUGCCUGCGUCCUGACUGCAACUGAGAACGGCUGUGCCUUCACCUUCCAUAACUCCAGUUCAGACUGUGUUGAGAAUCGAAGAGAGAAUCGUGGUGCCACUGAAAAUAUCGCGGCGGAGCCCCCAUCACAUCAAAUAGACUUAAACGACGAAAAGUAAGGCAAAAAAAUCUUGAAUGUGGGUGCAACGCUUGUGUUUAGGUAUGCCAUGGAUUUUUCUCCACUUUUGAGAGGCUGCGAGUGCUACUGCUGUGUUCACCACACCAGAGCUUACAUUCACCACCUCUUGAUCACCAGGGAAAUACUGGCCAGCACUCUGCUCAUGAUGCAUAAUUUCACACAUCUUAUGAAGUUCUUUGCCAGCCUCAGGGACGUUCUUAGGUCACCUUUAGAAUCUGACUAUCUCCAUUUCAAAUCAUUGUGUGCCUUUCCCGAGCAUUUUCUUCACGCUUGAGAUG
Molecule: messenger RNA, 1443 nt
Organism: Geodia barretti
Lineage: Eukaryota; Metazoa; Porifera; Demospongiae; Tetractinellida; Geodiidae
Source: the annotation of a GenBank genome assembly